Setaria italica (foxtail millet) is the source of this 3142-nucleotide messenger RNA. RefSeq names its product pentatricopeptide repeat-containing protein At1g25360. The transcript is spliced from 3 exons. Gene Ontology annotation, biological process: RNA modification. Bases 33 to 2441 code for a protein of 802 amino acids. The record is from RefSeq and is a predicted model, not a curated record. Gene Ontology annotation, molecular function: protein binding; zinc ion binding; RNA binding. Lineage: Eukaryota; Viridiplantae; Streptophyta; Magnoliopsida; Poales; Poaceae.
GCGCCCGGCUUGCCCAACCACGCCACGACGCUAUGCUGCCGCCGCCACCGCCGCCCGCCGUCACCUCGCUGCCCUACCAGUGCUCCGUCCUCCUGCGGCGCCUCGUCGCGAGCCGCUCCCUUGCCUCCUCGACCUCCUUCCUCCGCGCGCUCCGCCGCCUCCACGCGCGCCUCCUCACCGCCGGGCUCCUCCACGCGCAGUCGCACCCGCACCUCACCCUCCGCCUCACCCACCUCUACACACUCUCCCUUGACCUCCCCGCCGCCGCGCUCCUCUUCCGUUCAAACCCGUGCCCCGUCGCCGCCACCUCGCUCGUCGCCGCGCACGCCGCCGCGGGCCGCCUCCCCGCCGCCGUCUCCUUCUUCGACGCCGUCCCGCCCGCGCGCCGCGACACCGUCCUCCACAACGCUGUGAUCUCGGCGUACGCCCGCGCGUCCCACGCCGCGCCCGCGGUCGCCGUGUUCCGCUCACUGCUCGCCUCCGGCUCCCUUCGGCCCGACGACUACUCAUUCACCGCGCUCCUCAGCGCCGCGGCCCACCUGCCCAACCUCUCUGUCCGGCACUGUGCACAGCUACACUGCUCGGUGCUCAAGUCUGGCGCCGGGGGUGCCUUGUCGGUGUGCAACGCGCUCAUUGCGCUGUACAUGAAAUGCGAAGCGCCCGUGGCGACGCGAGAAGCACGGAAGGUGCUUGACGAAAUGCCGGCUAAGGAUGAAUUGACGUGGACUACUAUGGUAGUCGGGUAUGUUAGGAGAGGCGAUGUUGGUGCUGCUAGAUCGGUUUUUGAGGAGGUUGAUGGGAAGUUUGAUGUCGUGUGGAACGCCAUGAUCUCAGGAUAUGUGCAAUCAGGAAUGGUUGAGGAGGCAUUUGAGCUGUUCAGGAGGAUGGUGCUAGCUAGGGCGCUUCUUGAUGAGUUCACAUUUACCAGUGUUCUGAGUGCUUGUGCAAAUGCUGGGUUCUUUGUGCUUGGGAAGUCUGUCCAUGGUCAGAUCAUUCGGUUGCAGCCAGAUUUUGUGCCUGAGGCAGCUUUGCCUGUUAACAAUGCAUUGGUGACCUUCUACUCAAAGGCUGGGAAGAUUGCUGUUGCAAAAAGGAUAUUUGACAGUAUGAAAUCGAAGGAUAUAGUUUCUUGGAACACAAUGUUGUCAGGGUAUGUUGAGAGCAGCUGUUUGGACAAGGCAGUCGAGGUAUUUAAGGAGAUGCCUUAUAAAAAUGAGUUGUCAUGGAUGGUGAUGGUCUCAGGAUAUGUCCAAGGAGGGCGUGCGGAAGAUGCACUUAAGCUGUUUAACUGGAUGAGGGCUGAUGAUGUCAAGCCGUGUGAUUACACCUAUGCUGGUGCUAUAGCUGCAUGUGGUGAACUUGGGGCACUGAAGCAUGGGAAGCAGCUCCAUGGGCAUCUUGUGCAGCUUGGUUUUGAGGGGAGCAAUUCUGCAGGAAAUGCACUCAUUACCAUGUAUGCUAAAUGCGGUGCUGUGAAAGAAGCUCAUCUUGUGUUCCUUGUGAUGCCCAAUGUUGAUUCUGUUUCAUGGAAUGCUAUGAUUUCAGCUCUUGGGCAGCAUGGACAUGGAAGAGAGGCACUUGAUCUCUUUGAUCAGAUGGUUUCUGAAGGCAUAUAUCCAGAUAGAAUUUCCUUUCUCACAGUAUUGACAGCUUGCAAUCAUGCUGGUUUGGUGGAUGAAGGCUUUCGUUAUUUCGAGUCCAUGAAGAGGGACUUUGGCAUCAUCCCUGGAGAAGAUCACUACGCGCGACUGAUUGAUUUGCUUGGUCGGGCUGGACGAAUUGGAGAAGCUAGAGAUUUGAUCAAGACAAUACCUUUUGAGCCUACCCCAUCCAUUUGGGAGGCCAUUCUUUCUGGUUGUCGGAUUAACGGAGAUAUGGAACUUGGUGCUUAUGCUGCAGACCAGCUGUUUAAGAUGACACCACAGCACGAUGGCACCUACAUCCUACUGUCCAACACUUACUCAGCCGCAGGACGUUGGGUAGAUGCUGCAAAAGUAAGGAAGCUAAUGCGUGAUCGAGGGGUAAAGAAAGAACCAGGGUGCAGCUGGAUAGAAGUUGGAAACAAAGUUCAUGUAUUUCUUGUUGGCGAUACAAAACAUCCAGAAGCACAUGAAGUUUACCACUUCCUUGAAAUGGUUGGUGCGAAGAUGAGAAAGCUCGGAUAUCUUCCUGAUACAAAGGUUGUGUUGCAUGACAUGGAACCUCAUCAGAAGGAGCAUAUAUUAUUUGCUCAUAGUGAGAGGCUGGCGGUUGGUUUUGGACUCCUAAAGCUGCCUCCUGGAGCUACUGUUACAGUCCUUAAGAACUUGAAAAUAUGUGCUGAUUGUCAUGCUGCAAUAAUGUUCAUGUCGAAGGCAGUUGGAAGGGAGAUUGUUGUUAGGGAUGUUAGGCGGUUUCACCAUUUCAAAGAUGGAGAAUGUUCAUGUGGUAACUAUUGGUGAACAUACUUUUACCGCUGUACUGUAGGGCCUGCUAACAUAUGUCCAUCAGGUCCUGUCUCAGCUUUAUAUUGUCGGCCAUCUUGGUUGUAAUCAAACAAGAAGCCUUGAAGAGGCAUGGACUGGACCAACUCAGAUCAAAGAGACUUCGCUUAUCAUGGUGUCUCUGUCAACUGAGGUCUUACUGUUAAUCUAUUAGUCUGUGUUCCAUUGAGGCUUGAGAUUGGUGUUCUAUAGGCUACCCAGAAUAUGAGGGGCAGUGUGCUUAAUGUUCAUCUGCAAAAAUCCUUCUCGGAGUCGUAAUGUCAUGACCUGAUUCUUUGAACACCAUGAAGGACCAUGGAGCUAAAUCUUUAGGCAGACCGAUGACGGCCAAUGCAUGGGGAACAGGGGCCAACUCGGCUAGUCACAUCAUCUCUCUAUGAAUGAGACUACCUGGGACUGCUCAGCGAUGUAGCUUUACCAGUGUGAUUUUGGGAUGGCAGUGACAUCGACAAUUGGUGCAUAUGUCAUUAUAUAGGCUGAUACAAAGGAGUCAUUUGAUACAGUUUUUCAUUAGACGAUUACAUGUUUCCUCAAACAUCAUUUGUGUAAAGUCCAUUACCUCAUUUGUACAGGAUGGGUGAGGGUGAGCAUAAUCGUCCAAGUGAGAUUGAGCACACUGGAGAUCAAAUCAGAGCUCUAUUCGGAUUUAUUUUGGACAA